AUGGACUAUCUACAGCUGUGUCUUUUCUGGUAUCUUGAUUCGAAAUUCAGCAUUCGGGAUCAACUCGCCGGUAACAAGAUCAGUUCGCGUCCUCUACCGACUGGCAUGGAUAAUCCACUACCAUGGUUUGCAUACUUAUGCUCCCAAAAACCUUCUGUUAGAAAGAUAUGA
Prunus armeniaca (apricot) is the source of this 171-nucleotide messenger RNA. Lineage: Eukaryota; Viridiplantae; Streptophyta; Magnoliopsida; Rosales; Rosaceae. The record is from the annotation of a GenBank genome assembly.